Gavialis gangeticus (Gharial) is the source of this 1853-nucleotide messenger RNA. It is a transcript of the gene MSANTD2, whose product is annotated as Myb/SANT DNA binding domain containing 2. The transcript has 5 exons. NCBI's taxonomy places the organism in Eukaryota, Metazoa, Chordata, Crocodylia, Gavialidae. Bases 263 to 1255 code for a protein of 330 amino acids. The record is from RefSeq and is a predicted model, not a curated record.
ACGUGUGGAAACAACUGUUCCUCUUCAUCAAGGGAAGCAGCUUCUCAAGAGGCAGAGUGAGUUAGUAAGCAAUGAAAAAUAUACCCUUCGCAGGUGUUACAGUCGAGUGAAAGAACAUGGUGUUGGGAAAAGGAAAAGCAGUUACACAUUUGAACAAUUGGAACAGGUGUUUGGUCAGGGAGGAUGGGACUCUCAGCCCUGCCAGCCCGUACUCAUUAACAGCAGUGGCUUGUACCAGGAGCUGGAAUCUGAUGGCAGCACUAUGGAGGAAUAUUCACAGGAGGAUUGGGGAAACCACAGUCAGGAUCUUCAUUGCUACCAAACAGGAGAACAGGAGUUGGACGAAAUGCCUGCCACAAAAAGAACAUUAAAGAUAAAGCAGGAAUCUUCAGAAGAUGCACAAAAACGUGAUGUCAUGCAGAAUAUUAUGCAAAUAUUGGAAUCGGUCCAGUUAAAAUGGGAGCUGUUUCAGAGCUGGACAGACUUCUCCAGGCUCCACCUUUCUAACAAACUGGCCAUUUUUGGCAUUGGUUAUAACACACGCUGGAAGGAGGAUAUUCGUUACCACUAUGCCGAGAUCAGUUCACAGGUGCCUCUCGGCAAACGGCUUCGGGAAUAUUUCAAUUCAGAGAAGCCAGAGGGCAGGGUCAUUAUGACCAGAGUACAGAAAAUGAACUGGAAAAAUGUUUACUAUAAAUUCCUAGAGAUUACAAUUAGUGAAGCAAGAUGCCUGGAGCUGCACAUGGAGAUUGACUGGAUACCUAUAGCUCACUCCAAGCCAACUGGAGGAAACGUUGUUCAGUAUUUAUUACCAGGGGGGAUUCCCAAAAGCCCUGGUUUGUAUGCUAUUGGUUAUGAAGAGUGCCAUGAUAAACCCCAGUCACCUGUUGCAGACCGCAGAGGCCAAGAUCCUGGCAAAGAGACUCAUGGGGAGACAGAUGUCCCUUCACCACAGGCCUCUCUCAGGGUGGAUAUGGAGUCCACCAGAAUUAUCUAUUGUUACCUUGGCAUUGCUGAGGUAAGAACUCUCCAGCAGUGCUUGUUUUUACAUUUUCAGGCAAACACCAAAACCUUCAGUAAAGAGUGGGUUGGGAUCAAUGGAUUUUUAUCUCAGAACUGCAUCGUAGACCCUGGUGUGUCGCCUAAAUCCAUCUACAUAAAAUUUGUGGAAGUGGAGAGGGAUUUUCUUUCUGCUGGCUCUUUGGUAGAGUGCCUGGAAAAAGCCAUUGGAUACCCAUUAAGGUUUAACAACUGAAUCGCGUCCUUCAUAAGGAUUAGGGCUCCUGUUUCCUUUCACUGUUGCUCGCAAACAAGUGGAUCCUAUCUGUUCACAGUUGGGCAAGUCAGACUUUCAAAGUGAAAUGAACUUCAAAGUGAAAGAUGCUUGCAUGUGGUCACAAAAACUUGUCCUGAGCAAGUAAACUGUACAGCUUGGCAGGCCAGUUAGUUUUAUAAGGAGAAGAGUAAGGAGGAAAGCCCUGUAAACAAAAUGACUGUAGGUACAUUCCACAUUGGACAGAGCUUUUACUUUGCGUUUCAUAUGAAAACCUGUUUUUCCACAAUGUUUCAUUUUUACACAUCUUGUCUCUAUAUAAGUGUUAUUACAGAUCUGAAUAAAUAAGCAAUAGAUAAUGGCAAGUUAAACUGAGUCACAUUAAAUGAGACUUUCAAUGCCACCCUUAGCUACUAUUGUAUAUAAUUUAGAGUUUCACUUUUUUCACCCAUCAGAAGUGUUUUACUAUUUCCAAACAGUGUUGCCUGCAAAGACUUUUGUUUCUGUGAUGUAUCCCACUUUUUUACUAGUAGUGUUGCCAUAUCAGCUUUUUUUUAACAUUAAAAUAACUCCUGGCCUU